GCAACAAUGAUGGAGCCUCAGUUAUUGCAUUGGCUCUCGGCUCUCGUGAUCUCAGCUUGUCUUUUGAUCUCCGUCUUCGCUUUCUAUGGCUUUUUCAUGAAGCCGAGCCGGAACAGUAGACUAGAAGACCCUACAACCUCGAGGAUCCAUAACGAUCGGACCGUCUCUACCGUCACCUCAACCGUCGGAUCUCUGAAUACUAACGGCGGAGAUACCGUUGCCGAUGUCAUUGUUGUUGGAGCCGGAGUCGCUGGUUCUGCUCUGGCUUACACUCUUGGAAAGGAUAAACGCAGAGUUCACGUGAUUGAAAGAGAUUUAUCUGAGCCAGAUCGCAUUGUUGGGGAGCUGUUACAACCUGGUGGCUACCUCAAGUUACUGGAAUUGGGAAUUGAAGAUUGCGUGGAGGAGAUAGAUGCGCAGCGUGUGUAUGGUUAUGCACUUUUUAAGAAUGGGAAACGAAUUCGCUUAGCUUAUCCCUUGGAGGAGUUUCACGAAGAUGUAUCUGGAAGGAGCUUUCACAAUGGUCGCUUUAUUCAAAGAAUGCGAGAGAAAGCUGCUUCACUUCCCAAUGUUCAGCUAGAGCAGGGAACAGUUGUUUCUCUUCUAGAAGAAAAUGGUACAAUCAAAGGUGUGAGAUAUAAGAACAAAGCAGGGGAGGAACUAACAGCGUUUGCAGCUUUGACUGUAGUUUGUGACGGAUGUUUCUCAAACCUGCGUCGCUCUCUAUGCAAUCCUCAGGUCGAGGUACCUUCUUGUUUCGUCGGGUUGGUCCUAGAGAACUGCAAUCUCCCAUAUGCAAACCAUGGACAUGUCGUCUUAGCAGAUCCAUCACCAAUUCUAAUGUAUCCAAUUAGUAGCACAGAGGUCCGGUGUCUAGUCGAUGUUCCCGGUCAAAAAGUGCCUUCCAUUGCCAAUGGUGAAAUGGAAAAGUAUUUGAAAACUGUUGUGGCUCCUCAGCCAGUGGCAUCAACAAUCAACACACUCGCGAACGCUCUUUACAAAGUCUUUUGUGCAUCUAAAGACGAAGCAAGAAACGAGAUGAGAGAAGCCUGCUUCGAUUAUCUGAGUCUUGGAGGAAUGUGCACAAGCGGACCAGUAUCUCUGCUUUCGGGUUUGAACCCGAGACCUUUGACUCUCGUCUGCCAUUUCUUUGCGGUUGCGGUUUAUGGAGUCAUACGGUUGUGUAUCCCAUUCCCUUCACCAAAACGCAUUUGGCUUGGAGCCAAAUUGAUCUCGGGAGCGUCGGGGAUAAUAUUUCCGAUAAUAAAGGCGGAAGGAGUUAGGCAGAUGUUUUUCCCAGCAACUGUGCCUGCUUACUACAGAGCUCCACCGGUUAGUGGAGAAACGAUAUGUUCAUAG
Molecule: messenger RNA, 1359 nt
Organism: Thlaspi arvense
Lineage: Eukaryota; Viridiplantae; Streptophyta; Magnoliopsida; Brassicales; Brassicaceae
Source: the annotation of a GenBank genome assembly